AUGUCAAAGGCCACCAUUCUUGUUGCAUUGUUCAUCUUUGCAUUUCUUCAUGCACUCAAUGUCUCCGCCUUAACUGCACCUAGGCGCCACCCCAAUGUCCCAAGGCGCCGAGGCAGAUUCAGACACCAGCUUCACCACCCUUAUUACAAGCCUCCCCAGCAAACUAUCACCGGGGAGGAUCUAGAAUACCUCAAAGCUCACAAUGACUUGAGGAUGAGCAUGCAUGUACCACCCUUGGAAUGGAACACAACCCUGGCCGCAUACGCCCAGAAUUGGGCCAUGCAACGCCAGAAUGACUGCCAGUACAGGCACCAUUCCCAGGGUCCAUACGGUGAGAAUACGUUUUGGGAGCAAUACGAGGAGCAUUCUCCGACGGACGUGGUGAGUAGUUGGUUCCAGGAGCAAGUGUUUUUCGAUCAUGUGAGGAAUGUGUGCAGAUGCCCUAUAGAAACCGACGAUUGCCAGUGCAGCCACUAUCUGGCUGUUACAUGGGGUACUACUAGACAGGUUGGGUGCUACGGGGUCACCUGCAACUAUGAAAGAGGAAGACUGGUGGUUUGUUCAUAUUUUCCGGCAGGAAAUUAUAAAAAUAGGAACCCACUAACCACGGCCUCUAACAUGUCUCCAGAUAUUCCAUCUGAUGCAAUACCUACACUAGGUUUGAACAUAGGACCACUGGGCAAAUAA
This is a messenger RNA of Ilex paraguariensis (yerba mate), 687 nucleotides long. NCBI's taxonomy places the organism in Eukaryota, Viridiplantae, Streptophyta, Magnoliopsida, Aquifoliales, Aquifoliaceae. The record is from the annotation of a GenBank genome assembly.